GGCUAGAAGAAGUAGCACUGUUGAUGGGUUAGGCUGAUGUGAGAUGCCACUCGUCCUGCGGCAAAAAAUUUCACCAGGCUACCUGGCGAUCUCCAUCUUGCCGCAGCAUCUUCAGGAUCAUCAGUUGCACCACAGGUCUCAGCCGAGAGCCGCUCCAUCUCGCUGCCUCGUGCACUUCGCUUUUAUUACUUCGCCCAUGUUCCCCUAAGCUCAACUACGCUCUGGAGUCCAUCGCUGCUGCCACAAGCUCUCUAGGCACCUAGGCCUCUGGGAAGGUGCCACGCAUCCUAAGCUACAGCCCCUCGGUCUUUGUAUUAUCCCGCCACCGCUUCUCUGACAGCAAUGCGCCUGAUUGCUCUCCCCGCGGCGCUGCUCGCCUUACGGGUGGUUGCCCAGGAUAAUGAUGUCCUGGACGCGCCGCUCGAGGGAGUGGACGACGGAACCAACUACUACCAGCAGCUUCACCCAUGUCCCCAAGCCUGCGAUGGCACCCCCUCGUCCAAUUGGAUGAUGUACAGCUCGUGGGAGCGCUUCGCUAUCUGCGAAGAGCCGAUGCUGCUGUCCUUUGCCCUUUUCAACCCUGUCCCUGACCCAGAAACCCCAACAAAGAUCACCACCUGCACUGCUGGAAAUGCCAACUCUAGAGUCAAUGGGCUGUACAACGGCACCGCGGCCGGAAGGACCUCGCCGCCUGCCGACACCUUCAGAACGCACCGGCGCAGCGGCAGCCUGCUGAAGCGCCAAUCACCCACUGGGUGCGAAGAGGCCAGCGCACGCUCUUCAGCCGCCGAAAAUAAGGUCUCGCUGCAGCUGGCUACCACUGGCACGGACCAUGAGCUUGACAGUAAGAGAAGCGGCGCGGCCGCUACUGCCCUCAAGACACUUCAGAAUCACUUCGACUCGGGCGACUCGCCGUGCGAGGAGACCGUCAUGUUCUCCUACCACCAGGGCGUCGUGGCCGGCGUCUACAUCGGCGCAUCGUUCGGCCGCGCCACCGUCGCCUCCGUCGCCAAGCCCCUUCUCGACCAGAUCGCGUCCGGAAAGGCCACCACGGCCGCGGCCCAGCUCUGCGGCGCCCCAGACCGCACUGGCCGUCACACGUUUGGCCUCAUCAUCGACCUCGCUGCGAAUGUCACGGCCGUGCAGAACGCCGUGCGCAGCUGGAGUCAGGCCAAGUGCGCGACUGGGUUCGAGUCGACAACGGAGCUCAAGGACGUGUCGGUCACGGAAGACAAGGCCGGGCUCGGCCCUUUUGACGAUGUGCCCAAGACAAACGGCACCUUCUCCAACAGCACCGCGCCCUCGUCCGGCCUCUCCCGCCGCGCAGACUGCAAAACCAUCCGCGUCGAGGCUGGAGACAGCUGCCCGUCUCUGGCAUCACGCUGUGGCAUCUCCGCUGCCGACUUCGCCAGGUACAACUCGAACCCCUCAGACAUUUGCUCAUCCGAGUCUUCUCCUCUUCCCGGCAUGUCUGUCUGCUGUAGUUCAGGCGAGCUGCCCCAGGUAAUGCGGGUUAUGGCGGCCGACGGCACCUGCGCCGCGCAUCAGGUUAAACUGGGCGACAUCUGCGACAACCUGGCAAGACAGUACAACGUCAAGGUUUCCGACAUUGAAAAGUGGAACGAAGGCCAGACCUGGGGCUGGUACGGCUGCAACAAGCUGAUCAAGGACGCGUACAUCUGCGUCGGAGAAGGCAGCCCUCCCAUGCCGGCAAAGCAAAAGGGUGCGGUUUGCGGGCCGACCAAGGAGAAUGCGACUGGGCCAGACCCCGGGAAGGCCCUUAAAGACAUGUACCCUUGCCCUCUCAACGCUUGCUGCAACGUCUGGGGCCAGUGCGGCAUCAGCGGCGACUUCUGUACCGAGAAGAACAGCACCACGGGCAACCCGGGCACGUCGGGUCUGCAGAACGGCUGCGUAUCCAGCUGUGGCAUGGAGAUCACCAACGUCGACAAACCGUCCAGCUUCGGACGCAUCGGGUACUAUGAGACGUGGAACUUCAACCGCAAGUGUCUGUGGCAGCACGUCGAGAAUGCAAACACCGACGGGACUUAUACCAUCAUCCACUGGGCUUUUGCCGAGAUCAAUACCAAGGACUGGACCGUCAAAAUCACCGACCCUUACAAGCAGUGGGACAAGUUCAAGGAGUUUAAUCUGGGCGGCGCCAAAAAGGUCAUCUCCUUUGGCGGCUGGGGCUACUCGACCGAGCCGGGCACGUACGAUAUCCUGCGCCAAGCAACCCUCCCUGCCAACCGCAACACCUUCGCGACCAACGUGGCCAAGUUCUUGAAAGACGAGGGCCUUGAUGGGGCGGAUUUCGACUGGGAAUAUCCCAGCAACACUGACAUCCCCGGCGCCGAGGGGAAGCCCGAAGACACGGGCAACUACUACAAGUUCCUGCAGACAAUGAGAGAUAAGCUGUCCGGCACGGGCCGCACCCUCUCCAUCGCCGCCCCAGCCAGCUUCUGGUACCUCAAGCCUUUCCCUAUCAAGCAGAUGGCCGGGGUGCUGGACUACAUCGUCUUCAUGACGUACGAUCUGCACGGCCAGUGGGACGCCGGGAACCAGUACGCCAUCGACGGCUGCCCGGCAGGCAACUGCGUCCGCAGCCACGUAAACCUGACAGAAACCACGUAUACCCUCGCCAUGAUCACCAAGGCCGGCGUGAAGACAUCCAAGAUAUACGUCGGCGAGUCCAGCUAUGCGCGCACCUUCAAGCUCAGCCAGCCCGGCUGUCGAGGGCCGAUGUGCACCUUCCUGGGCGACCGGCUCAAUUCGCCAGCCGCGAAGGGUCGUUGUACUGACACUGGAGGGUAUAUAUCCAACGCCGAGAUUAACGAAAUGAUCAACGGGAAGACGACGUCUAUCGUUACCUGGCACGACGCGGGCUCCAAUUCGGAUAUGAUUAUUCACGGGUUUACUGAGUGGGGCGCCUAUAUGACCCCGACGACAAAGGAUACGCGCCGGCAACACUGGACCGGCGUGGGCUUCCGGGGCACAAUCGACUGGGCCGUGGACCUGCAGGCCUUUACGGGCGACGAGAUCCGCGACCCGGAAAUGGAGGACAACGACGCUAACGAGGGGCUCCCCGAAAAGCUGCCCAAGUGCAAGGACGGGCCCUUCGAAAGCAUCGAACACGUGACGGCCUACCCUCCCGGUUUGAUCCCAAACCACUGCGUUCCCGUUUACAUCGCCGAGGUGCUGGCGCGGGACAUCAAGAAGGCAAUGGAUGACUACGACGACCUGAUGGAGGACGGGUACAACAAGAAGUUCAACACGUACGCCGACGCCGUCGCCCAGGGUGGGAACUCGGCCGUGCGCAGCUUCAUGUACGAUAACGGGAACAAGUACUUCAGCUGCACCGUCAAGCAGCCGAACACGUGCUGCAAGUCCUGCCUGGUCCACAACCCGGGCAAGAACAACGAGGAGUGCCGGUACUGCGACGACAAGUACUGCGGCGGCUGGUCCAUCGGCUGCGACACCUUGCCCCGCCCUCCCCCGAGCUGCAAGAUGGAAACGACCUGGUUCGACGUCUCGCCCGAGUGCCCUCCGGACUACUCAAAGCGGGCCGGCAAGGAGCCCGCCACGGGAUACGGGCAGUCGAUCGACUGGAAGCUCAAAGAGGACAAGCGCGCCCUGUUCUGGGCCGACCUGUUUACGUCGGUCGGGAUCGAGGAGAAGAACAUCAAAUGGCAGGACGUGAAGCGGCGGGAGUGCCUGCUGCCGCGUGAAGACGAAAUGUGCCGCAACAUGAACUACGACCGGAACUUCCCGGUCACCCAGGACUACGACAAGGACGAUGUGCUCAACCCCAAGGACGUGGUCGAAAAGGCGUACAAGGAGCUGCAGGGCUUUGUUUCGGAUAUGCCCAAGGCUGUUGAGCAAAUGCAGAACAACGUUUACUCGGGCUCGGCUUUCGAUUUUGUCGACGCCGUCUCGAUGCCCAUCUUCAUGGUCCAGGAGGCCGUUGGCGCGAUAAAAGAAAUUUCGGACACGGUCGACAAAUGGGAGGAGGACAAGCGCAAAAACACGAUCCUCCUCUUCCUCAGCGCCAUCUUCUUUUUCGUGCCCGUGCUCGGCCAGCUAGCCGGCACGAUCGCGAGCCUAGCCAACGUGGCCCGCAUCAUCGCCAUGAUCGGGGCCGCAGGUACCGUAGCCCUCGACAUCUACUCCGUCGUCGACAGCAACGGGAACGAUCCCAUGGCCAUCUUUGGCCUGGUCCUCGCGCCGCUGGCGAUAUUCGACGCCGUCGCGGUCGCGCGCGCCGCCAGCCGCGCCAGGAACAUGAACCAGCUCGAGAUCAAGAAGCUCGGCAAGGGCGUCGUCGGCAAGGUGAGCACCAUCAAGAAGGUCACGGCGCCGUUUUGCACCUUCAAGCCCAGCAAGCGCAGCGUCUUCCCCGUCGGAGCGCUGCCCAUGAGCGGUGCGCUUAAUGUGAACCCGUUCGGGUCGCUGUCGCUGUGAGACGUGGGUCAGGGAAGGAAGAAAAAAAAAAAAGAGAAAAGGGAGGCAAAGUGGUGUCGGGGGUUGUUGCC
Gaeumannomyces tritici R3-111a-1 is the source of this 4532-nucleotide messenger RNA. RefSeq lists its product as hypothetical. The coding region runs from base 343 to 4461 and encodes 1372 amino acids. Gene Ontology annotation, biological process: carbohydrate metabolic process. The transcript has a single exon. Lineage: Eukaryota; Fungi; Ascomycota; Sordariomycetes; Magnaporthales; Magnaporthaceae. Gene Ontology annotation, molecular function: chitin binding. The record is from RefSeq and is a predicted model, not a curated record.